UGAUAGGAAGUUGUUAUAUCCUUUGAGAACUCAAAGGAACGCAUUGAGAGACCACCAAUGGGAAGAAAAUCAGUGGUUGUUGAUAUUUUUAUAGUUUCAUGUGGAUUACUGUGUUGUUCUGAGCCAUUGAGUCAAGGGGAACCAUCUUUAGACCAAGGCUUUAGUCAAAAUGCCGUCUUCAGACAUCCAAUGCCAGCGCAAGGGCGUGCACAGACCGGUCAGAGCGCGGUAGCAUCCAAAAUGUUUCAAAACCUCAUUGAAUUCAGGAGACCUGCCUCAGCAAUGGUGGGACCUCCAUCACAAGAGUCUGUCCAGAUACCAGUGCAAGUACAAUCCCAGUGAACCAACUACGUAUCUAUGCCCCUUCAACCUAGCAAGCCUUUGCAAAGCCAAGGACAUUUUGGAUUAAUAAAACCCCAACAAAUGGUUGAGACUUUCUCACAAACCCAUCAGGGAUUCCAGAAUCCCUUUCCUGGUCCUGACCUCUAUCCUGAUGUGAAGGAUAAGGUGGUUUUGGAGCCAGAGUUUGAACCCAAGGUGCCAGUGCCGGCAAACACUGUGGAUGUUCAGUGUGGAGAGGUCUCCGUCAAAGUGCAGGUGAAGCAAUAUUUCUUGGGGAACAAUCAGUUCAUCAACCCCUCUGAUAUGAUGCUGGGUGGUUGUCCAUCUGUUGGAUUUAAUGACCAGGACAGGAUUGUUGCCUUUGAAUCAGAGCUACAAGGAUGUGGGAGCACAUUAAUGAUGACUGAGGAUUCACUUGUUUAUUCAUUUGUUUUGGUGUAUUCACCUUCACCUGUUCUUAACACGCCUAUUGUGAAGACUAAUGAAGCUAUGGUUGAAAUUCAUUGCAUCUACCCGAGGAAACACAAUGCGAGUAGUAAUGCAUUGAAUCCCACCUGGUUUCCCUAUGCUGCAGUGAGAGCUGGCGAAGAACAUCUGCACUUCUCCCUCAAACUCAUGACUGAUGACUGGAGGUAUGAGCGAUCAUCUAAUGCCUACUUUCUGGGAGAUUUCAUAAACCUGGAAGCCUCAGUGGUCCGUGCUAAUCACGUUCCUCUGCGGAUGUUUGUGGAAAGCUGUGCAGCUACUUUGGGCCCCAGUGGGGAAGCUGCCACCAUCUACACGUUCAUCGAGAACAGCGGAUGCAUGAUGGAUGCCAAGCUGACAGAGUCCAGGUCCAGUUUCAUGUCCAGGAUACAGGAUGACAAGUUACAAUUUCAGAUAGAAGCAUUCAGAUUUGAGCAAGAUUCCAGCGGAAUGAUCUACAUCACUUGUCAUUUGAAGGCUACUACCACAUCCAGUCCCAUUGAUACAAUGAACAAGGCCUGCUCAUUUGUUAAAGAAACAAACAGCUGGACUGCUGUGAAUGGAGACAAUCAGGUGUGUGGCUGUUGUGAGACCAGCUGCGCCAUGAGGAAGGGCAGAAGUCUGGAUACUGACGAUUCCACGUUGGAAGAUGAGGCUACUAUUGGACCGAUUUUUAUCCAUGAAUGGCUACCAAUGGAAGAUGAGCAUUUACUGCAAAUUCAAGAGUCUUCUCGGGUGUCAUCACAACAUGCAGGCGGAGGGUGGACCAACUCCAGGGAAAAUUACUGA
Sinocyclocheilus anshuiensis is the source of this 1596-nucleotide messenger RNA. Its product is annotated as zona pellucida sperm-binding protein 3-like. The record is from RefSeq and is a predicted model, not a curated record. Gene Ontology annotation, molecular function: acrosin binding. Gene Ontology annotation, cellular component: extracellular matrix. The transcript is spliced from 10 exons. Gene Ontology annotation, biological process: positive regulation of acrosome reaction; egg coat formation; binding of sperm to zona pellucida. Lineage: Eukaryota; Metazoa; Chordata; Actinopteri; Cypriniformes; Cyprinidae. Bases 358 to 1596 code for a protein of 412 amino acids.